Physcomitrium patens is the source of this 1983-nucleotide messenger RNA. The record is from RefSeq and is a predicted model, not a curated record. NCBI's taxonomy places the organism in Eukaryota, Viridiplantae, Streptophyta, Bryopsida, Funariales, Funariaceae.
UGCUCUGUCUUCUUCUUCUUCUUCCCUCUUCCUUCCCCAGAUCCAACUUAGUUGCGUCGUGGUGCAUCUUCGGGAUCUCUUCCCAAGGGUUCUCGUGGCCACGUCGUGGGGCGUAACGUAGGGUUGUUGCAGUUUUCUGCGACGAGCCUGCAGAUUGGGGUACGUGGGAGAGAGGUCGAGAAGAGAGUAUAAUAGUCGAGCGCGGGCUGUUUUGGGGGUUGGGGGUUCAGUCGGACGUGUUGCAUUUUGCGUUUGGGUGUGGUUUUAGAGUCUGGUAACGAUGAAUGCGACCCUGAGUCACCGUCGGGUUGAGGUGGCGCCGGAGAAUGUUGAGUACACGCCCAAGCCGCAGAAGAAAUGGUCCGUGUCUAAGUCAGUGGAGUAUGUGCUUCGCGAGCAGCGGUUCGUGUUUGUGUUGGUCGGGGUUGCUUUGACUACCGUGUUCUUCAUGUUUCUGCAACCCGGUGGGCGGUUCGCGCAGAGUAGUGAUGGGUCGGUCUACACGGGAGUGCAUGAGUAUAAUGUCGACGAGGCUUAUGGGACCGUGAGGGCGUUCGAGAAGGCGCCCUAUAGGGCUCAACACGCUGCCAUGGUUAGCCCUGGGGGUAAAAUUCCGUUGGGCUUGCCCAGGAAGCCGCUGCGCAUUGUGGUGACAGGAGGAGCAGGGUUUGUGGGGAGCCACUUGGUGGACAGAUUGAUAGAGCGCGGGGAUAGUGUGAUAGUGGUGGAUAAUUUUUUCACCGGAAGGAAGGAGAACGUGCAGCAUCACUUUGGUAAUCCGCGGUUCGAGCUGAUCCGGCACGAUGUGGUGGAGCCUUUGUUGCUGGAGGUGGACCAGAUUUAUCACCUUGCGUGUCCGGCGUCGCCCGUGCAUUACAAGUUCAACCCCAUCAAGACAAUCAAGACCAACGUGGUGGGGACCUUGAACAUGCUGGGAUUGGCGAAGCGCAUUGGAGCACGGUUCUUGUUGACCAGUACGAGUGAGGUUUAUGGUGAUCCUUUGGAGCACCCUCAGAAAGAAACGUACUGGGGAAACGUUAACCCUAUUGGUGUUCGUAGUUGUUAUGAUGAAGGAAAGCGUACUGCGGAGACACUGGCAAUGGACUACCACAGAGGUGCAGAAGUUCAGGUUCGCAUUGCUCGUAUUUUCAAUACGUAUGGACCGAGAAUGUGUAUUGAUGAUGGUAGGGUUGUCAGCAACUUCGUCGCUCAGGCCCUGAGGAAAGAGCCCAUGACAGUUUAUGGUGAUGGAAAGCAGACGAGAAGUUUCCAGUAUGUUUCAGAUCUGGUGGAGGGACUGAUGAGGUUGAUGGAAGGUGAACACGUUGGGCCCUUCAAUCUCGGAAAUCCUGGCGAGUUUACCAUGCUGGAACUUGCAGAGGUGGUUAAGGAGGUGAUUGACCCUUCUGCAACAAUCGAGUACAAGGAGAACACGUCUGAUGAUCCUCACAAGCGCAAGCCUGACAUUUCUAAGGCUAAGGAAUUGUUGGGUUGGGAGCCAAAGAUUUCAUUGAAGAAGGGUCUUCCUCUGAUGGUGGAGGACUUCCGCAAACGUAUUUUUGGUGACCACAAAGACAAGGGAUUGGUUUAAAAUGUAGAGGUUAGUCCAGUAUGCGAAAUUAUGACAUUAGUUCGUGGUCACCUUAGGUUUCCUUCGACAAGCUUUAUUUACCAGUUGUCCAACAACUGGUCACCCUUAGGUCUUGUACCUGAAGAGUUGAGUUGACAUUAUGAACAGAGAAAUAUAUAUUUUCUAGAAAAAUUAUACUAAUUUAAGAGAAAUACCAUCCGUGUUGAUUUGAUUCCCACUCACUUAUGUUAUUAUCAGGAUGGAGAAAAACAAGUUCCGUCAUUGGUUAAGCUGCCUCUGGAUGUGCCAGUGGAACUUUCGUUAAGUUUAGCUAGAAAUUGCUAGCUAUUAAUGGGAACUUCGCACAUAUAUAAUUUACAAUAAUAAGUAUUGCCUUUUAUUGUGUGUUUCAA